Messenger RNA from Laetiporus sulphureus 93-53, 447 nucleotides. RefSeq lists its product as uncharacterized. Bases 183 to 410 code for a protein of 75 amino acids. Lineage: Eukaryota; Fungi; Basidiomycota; Agaricomycetes; Polyporales; Laetiporaceae. The transcript has 2 exons. The record is from RefSeq and is a predicted model, not a curated record.
CGGCGAGCGAAGUACUUCGAUCAGCUCUCGCGACUCGAAUGAAAGCCUAUCUUCUCUCGCAGCGACCAUUACCGUUGUCGAGCUGCCUGACAAUCCACGGUUGCAAAUACUCCGUACAAGUUCGUGGGGGAGCGCCGGAGUCCAUAAGGAGCAAGUGACGAGGUUGGGGGGGGACUGAUUUGAUGGUUAUGCCAGCUGGCGGCUGCGGCUGCUGUGCGCUGCAUGCUCUCUUUCAGCAGCUGACCCAUCUCAGUGCAUCAAAGGGCUCCUUGACAGUUCUCAACUGCAUGGCGAGCUCAUGCAAUUUUGAUACGCGGUACCACAGUCCGUCUGAUGCGGAUUGUAUUGGGCUUCACCUGACGCCUGCCGAGGCCAGAAUUUGCGAGUCUUUUUCGCAUGCCCAGCUAUGACGUGCUGCGCACUGAAGCUGCGACCAGCAUCUUUGUG